AUGGCCAGCUUCAUCUCUUUAUUCUUACUCGCUUUGAGCUCUUUGUUCGCUUUCUCUAAUUCUCAGCCGAGCCCAUCGAAUGGUAGCUACGACAUGUUCUGGGGAACUUCAAGUUAUUAUGCCCACGGACUCGAUGAAGUUACUCGGACCGCGUGGCUCGAUGGCCUGCAGCGGGACGGGGCACGUAUCAUUAGGAUCUGGGUCAAUGGCAUUUCACCAGGAACUUAUAAAGGCACGAACGUAACGGUGACCAUUCCCGAUCUCGAAGAAACUGUGGGCAUCUUCAACGACACCGUUCUAGAUGCCAUUGACGGUCUCCUCAUGGAAGGGCAUCGUCGUGGAAUCAAGUUCAUCAUUUCAAUCCAUGAUGGGAACGCGUUCGGGCAGAAUUCUUGCGACGCCUAUUGUACCGAGUUUGGGGGUUUCGGCCCUGCCACUGGAACACCGAUUACGCUGGGGAACUCGUUCUACACAAAUCCUACAGCAGUGGCCGCUUUUGACAACAGAAUUGCCCACAUAAUGAACUAUCAGUCGCCAAAUUUUGGCAAGCCGUGGGGUCAGCUAACGGAAGCAAUAGCUGCAUUCGACAUUGAAAACGAACCGAUGAUCCAGGCUAUCACCCAGCUCGACAGUGUUGGCCCAACCUGGUUCUGCGAUCGCGCAAAGCAGUUUAAAAAGUAUAUCGGCUCCGCUACCAUCGCCGUCUCGACCGGUGGUGCUGGCGGUAGUGGAAAUAUCUACCAGAACUGGAACUGGAGACCGUGGCUUUUUACCUGUCCAGAUAUCGAUUGGAUCGCUUUACAUGGUUAUGACGGCGACUGGACUCAAUGGGUGCCAAAUGCUACCGCCCUCGCUGCUCAAUACAACAAAAAGUUGUUUGUGGAAGAAUGGGGAGUUGUUGCAUCUGCACGAGCAAACAACCUUGCUUGGAAUUUUGAGAAAUUUGUCGAACUCGGUCUCAGCUGGGUUUAUUGGGAGCUCGUUCCAGGGCCGAUAAAAAGCUGCUACUGUGGUUCAGACCGCAGCAACGCUGUGUUUGAAGUUAGCGCAACACCAAAAAGAUAUAAUCCAGGUUGGCUGACUCUUAGCAGGUGCAGCUUGAUGGCCCAGACUAUCCAGGCUUUCAGAAUAUUGCAAAUCGCACAUUGA
Messenger RNA from Fonsecaea multimorphosa CBS 102226, 1149 nucleotides. RefSeq lists its product as uncharacterized. Bases 1 to 1149 code for a protein of 382 amino acids. The transcript has 2 exons. NCBI's taxonomy places the organism in Eukaryota, Fungi, Ascomycota, Eurotiomycetes, Chaetothyriales, Herpotrichiellaceae. Gene Ontology annotation, molecular function: hydrolase activity, hydrolyzing O-glycosyl compounds. The record is from RefSeq and is a predicted model, not a curated record.